This is a messenger RNA of Podarcis muralis (Common wall lizard), 4408 nucleotides long. It is a transcript of the gene ANKAR, whose product is annotated as ankyrin and armadillo repeat containing. Gene Ontology annotation, molecular function: protein binding. Lineage: Eukaryota; Metazoa; Chordata; Lepidosauria; Squamata; Lacertidae. The record is from RefSeq and is a predicted model, not a curated record.
AUAUGAUGCUGAGACCACUAAAAAAGCAAGCGAUUAGGAAUGAGCAAGCAGAUGAGGCAACUUAUUUAGCCCACCUCGCUGCGCAGAGAAACGCAAGUGCCUUCUUUGAGAAGUACGAGCGAAGCGAGCUUCAGGAACUACUGACCACUUCGUUUUGUAGCUGGCUGGCAACCAAAGAUAACUUGCGCCAAACGUUGGACCUCCCCACUGGGCUGCUGAGACAAAUGAAAAGCAUAAAUGUCCCAACGGCUAUUUUUCUAACACCCGUGGAGCCCGACUUAGAGUUGGAUUGCAGAGAAAUCCAUCAGAUCAUCAGAGAGUUGUCUGUUGGGAUUUACUGUCUGAACCAAAUUCCGUCCAUCAGUUUGGAUGCUAAUUACGACCAAAGUACUUCUUGCUCCCUCCCUCCAGCGUACUUUGACACGCGAAUCGGACAAAUGUUGAUCGCAGUGGAUUACAUGUUGAAAGCCUUGUGGCAUGGGGCAUACAUGCCCAAAGAAAAACGCGUCAGAUUCUCUGAACUGUGGCGUUCUAGCAUGGAUAUUGACGCAGACGGCAUCCCUCAAACAGAAAGAACUGCCUGUGCAGAGUUCUGUCAAGCUGGUCUAAUGGAUAUUUCAAAAGAACCAGAUUUCCAAGGAAUCUAUGAGGAAAACCUGAAUGAAGAUCCAACGUAUGACCCUAACAGUCCAGAGGAAAAGGCAUUCUUUAUGCAGUUUGCGGACUACAUAUUUCUUAAGUUGACUUUUGCCACCACAGAGGUUCAGCAGUAUGAAAAUGUGUUCAAGUUUGAUGCAGCAUACAACCUUUGUAACGCGGUAAGGAUGACUGAGGAUACCCUCAGUAUGCAUGGGUACCAGAGGCUGCAGCAGAGGCUAGCUCUUCAACAAAAACUUGUGAAGAAAUACCUAGAAAAAAAGGUUGAGAUCCGGAAAAACAUAGCAUAUCUCAAGCUGAUGAGUUUUCUUAUUCCAUUUAUUAUCAAUUUAAAAAGGAAAAAUAAAAUCCCGAAUUUAAGUCGGCUUCUUCAGCCAUAUUCAGAUGACAAAGUCAAAACGGAACGGGAACUGCCUCCAAUUUUGCUCGGACCAGAUUUUAAGUGCCAGCAUUUUCUAUACACCCAGAAUCAGUAUUUCCAUCUCCACGGUGGCAUUGAAUAUGAUGUUGGUACUCCUUCAGUUGAAGACCUUUCAGAUGAGAUUAAGGCUGCCUAUGACGAAAUGCAUACAUGUGCAGCAAAUCACCUCGCUCAGCUGUUGGACCCAGAUGCACCCUAUAGAGAACAUUACCCCAUACCAAUAAUGGACUUUCAAGGCAAGAGCUAUUAUGUAAUCGGGAUCGAACUUGAACCAUUUUAUCUGCUUUUUAAGAGCCAAUGGUGGGGAGCCAUAAACGAAGUAGUAAGCACACUUAAACCCAAAAGGCUUCCAUUAACUGAUAUUCAAGCAAUGGACCAAUUCAAGAAAAGAUUUGGCUAUAAGAAGGCUAUUAAAUGCAAGAGCCUGCCAUUUGGCAUGAGGGCUGCUGCUGAAAGAGGGUUGGCUGCUAUCUUCCUCACCUUCUGCCGCAAGACAUCCCUCUCCAGCCUUGCUCUUUCAGACGAUCAUGGCUACGGUCUUAUCCACUAUGCUGCUAUCUACAACCGUGUGUCCAUUAUAUGCCAGCUGAUUAAAUCAUAUCUGACAAUCAACCAGAGGCGCAGCAUCCCAGUUAGCCAAGGUUUUGGUCCCACUGCUUUGCACCUAUCAGCUCAGUGCUCCUCCGUCGAAGCCCUCCAUUUCCUCCUGGCCUUAAAAGCAGAUUACGAAAUACCUGAUGAACAUGGGUGGCUGCCUAUACAUUACGCUGCCUUCUAUGACAAUGUUACCUGCUUCACAAUUCUCUACCGAAAACACCCAGCUUCGUUAGAGUCUGAAACACGAAAUGAAAAAUGCUCCACCCCACUUUUGCUUGCGGCUACAUCUGGGGCAUUAGAUACGAUCCAGCAUUUGUUUUCUCUCGAAGCCAACUGGCUGAAAAAGGACAGCGAAGGAAAUAAUAUCAUUCAUUUGGCAGUGCUGAACUUUCACACGGAGGUUCUGAAGCAUCUGGUUGAGCUGCACAACCCUGAUCUUCCGGUUUGGAAAACUCUUGUUGGUAUGCUGGACUGCAAAGAGCAGAAAAGGAAAGAAAUGGCAAUACGGUGUUUGGAAGUCCUUUGUCUCGCCAAAAAUAAUUACUGGAAGUGCAUUUUGGAUGCAGGUACCAUACCCUCGUUAAUCAACUUGUUAAAAAGUGGCAUCAUCUACCUGGAGUGCAUCACUGUGGGAGUUCUGAGUAACAUCUCAAUCCACGAGUCCAUCGCCAAAGCUUUUGUAGAAGCAGGAGGCAUCACAGUAUUAAUUAAGCUACUGUCAACUCAUGAACCUGAAUUGCUUUCCCGUUGUGCUGUCCUUUUAUAUGAUAUUGCCCAGUUGGAUAACAAUCAGGUUAUAAUUGCUGAACAGGGUGGAAUUCCUGCGCUUGUCAAUCUGUUGCAGUACAACAUAGAAGACCUGCUUGUGAACGUAAUAAAUUGCAUUCGAGUAAUGUGCAUUAACAACCAUGAGAACCAGUUGAAAGUGAAAGAUGCCAGGGGCAUUGAGCCACUUGUCAACUUCUUGCAGUCAGAUUCAGAUGUGCUGCUGGCCGUGGCUUCGGCAGCGAUUGCAGAACUUGCUCGAGGGAAUUUUAGAAUGCAGAACGCCAUUGCUGAUGCGCAAGUCAUUACCCCUCUAGUUGAACUUCUCAGAGGAAGGAAAAUCAGUGUCCAAGUGAAAGGAGCAAUGGCGAUCGAGGCACUCGCUGAAAGGAACACUAACAUCCAGAUGAGAUUUCUAUCCAAGUCUGUGACCAAAUUCCUUUUAAAGCUCCUGAAGGCUUUUCACCUGAAAGUUAAAGAACAAGGUGCUGCCACACUUUGGGCCCUGGCAGGGCAAACCUUGAAGCAGCAGAAAUACAUGGCAGAACAGAUUGGAUACAACCUUAUUAUCGAUAUGCUGCUGUCACCCUCUGAUAAAAUGCAGUGUGUUGGAGGUGAAGCCGUCAUAGCUCUUAGCAAGGAGAGCGAAAUUCACCAGAACCAGAUCUGCGAAGGGAAUGGAAUUUCCCCUUUGGUUCGGCUGCUGAGGAGUGGAAGGAUAGCAGAGGGCACACUGCUCAGUGUCAUCAGAGCCUUGGGGACCAUUUGUAUUGGUGAAGCCAACAUAAACAAUCCAAUCAGUCAAGACAACGUAGUAGAUGAAGGAGCCUUGCCAAUAUUGGUCCACUUACUGAAACAUCAUAGUUCCCUUCACAUAAAGGUUGAAGUUGCAUAUUCUUUGGCUUGCAUUGUUCUAAAGAACGAUAACCUGCAGAGUGUGUUGCGAGAGAAGGAAGGCUUUAGUUAUUCUGACGUCCUUGGGCUCCUUUACGCACCAGAGAAGGAUAUCUGUUUGCGAGCAGGAAAUGCUAUCGCGCUUUUUGCAUAUAAUAAUCCCAGCCAGCAGUUACUGAUUUUAGAGAGUGGACCAAUAUCUGUGUCUAUAUUUGAACCUUUCCUGGAAUCGGAGGUAGAGACAGACAGAGCAAUGGCUGCCUUUCAGAUAGUUAUACUAGCCAGAAUUAUAGUUGAUAAGGAUAAAGUCAGUCUGUCUGCAAAAGGAGUUUCUAUUUUGGUUGACCUGCUAUGUUCGGAAAAGACAGCGACUCUGGUGUUAAUAGGGAAGCUAUUGGCUAGUUUGGCUCACACAAGAGCAGGUAUUCCAGAAGCAAUUACAUGCUUAGGAACUGUCCAGCGUCUUUGUUAUCAUUUAUACGCAAAGGAAGAAGAGGUUCGUACAUCUAUGGCAUGUGCUCUGGGAUAUUUAACAUUCAACCGAACUGCAUAUCGCCAUUUGCUAGUACAAUGUAGGAAUAAGCCCAAGUUGUUCAAGAGGCUAAUACUGAACCUUAGCAAGGAUGCAAGAAUAAAUUCAGACUUUGUGAGAGAAUUUAAGAGGCAAAAAAGAGUUGGGCUUCCAGCUCUCAGUUUGGAGAUAAACGGAGGGCCACCUGCAGUUCCCGUACACAUACGAGGUAAUUUAUUCAGAAAUAAAUACAAAACGAAGUGUCGUCCAAAGGAUUCCCUCUUCUUGGUGCCCACGGUGACCCACCUAAUGGGAAGGUUCAAAACACCGGAAAAGCCCCGCGUCCCAGUAUCCGGCCACAUUCCCUUUCCACACGCCACAACAUCGGACCUCAUUCAAGUUUCGAGACCGAGAAUUGUCGAUGUCUCUGCGCUCCUCAGCCACUUGUCGGGAAAGAAAUCUUGACUUUAGUGCCUGCACAGGGGCAGCCACGGAAACAGUAGUGUCUCUGCUAAUACCUUUCAGAUAAUUAGGGUAAAUAUUACUGCUCUGUCCGUAACAGA